Cyphellophora europaea CBS 101466 is the source of this 1017-nucleotide messenger RNA. RefSeq lists its product as uncharacterized. Gene Ontology annotation, biological process: translation. NCBI's taxonomy places the organism in Eukaryota, Fungi, Ascomycota, Eurotiomycetes, Chaetothyriales, Cyphellophoraceae. Gene Ontology annotation, molecular function: structural constituent of ribosome. Gene Ontology annotation, cellular component: mitochondrial large ribosomal subunit. The transcript has a single exon. The record is from RefSeq and is a predicted model, not a curated record. The coding region runs from base 1 to 1017 and encodes 338 amino acids.
AUGCCGCCGCGACUCCCACAGCGAGCCUUCGCGCAGCUACCAUCUUCUUCCAACAGCACCUACAUUUGCUCCCGCUGCAGCUAUGCCACCGCUGUCGCGCCCGUCCCAGCGCCCUCUCCAGAGCAGAUGGGUGCUCCAAUGCCUCAGCUCUCGCGGCACCAUCCCCUUCAACCACCUUCACACCGGUCGCCAGCCUAUCGAAAAUCGCAGAUGCUGCGGUCCUACGUCUCCCUCCUGCAGACCACACCACUGAUGCUGUUCUUCCAACACAACAACCUCCGCGCCAUGGAGUGGGCCUCUAUCCGACGAGAGCUCUCGCGCUCUCUCACAAAGACCGAUGCCUCUCUCCCCAACGCCGAGCCACUCGCCGAUGCCAUAAAAUUGCAGGUGAUACAGACAAACAUGUUCGAGCCUGCCCUGCGCAUCACCGAGUACUACGAUCCCUCGCAACCCUCCCCAACACCCUCGGGCAACGCGAAGACAGAUUCCUUCUCAGAAGAGAAGCUUGACCCCAGCUUAACGCACGUCUUAUCCACGCGAGCGUAUGCUGCGGUAAACACGUCGCAACAGCCCCACCCUUUGACGACGCUCCUCAACGGCUCUCUCGCGGUGCUGACCUUCCCCUCCGUCUCCCCACAACACGUGGCUUCCGCACUCUCGGUGUUGAGCCCACAGAAGCCACGUUUCCCGGCGCCCACACGGCGCGCCGCGCCCAGUUAUCACGAGCCGGCGGUCCAGGACGGGCUGAAGAAGCUCAUGCUACUAGGGGCGCGGGUGGAUGGGCAGGUUUUCGACGAGGCGGGCGUGCGGUGGGUCGGCGGUAUUGAGGGUGGCAUGGACGGGCUGCGGGCACAGUUGGUUAUGCUGCUGCAGAACGCGGGCGUAGGCCUGGCGGGCGCGCUAGAGGGCUUGGGCAAGAACUUGUGGCUGACGAUGGAGAGUCGGCGGCAGGAUAUGGAGGAGAAGGCCGGCGGUGGGGGUGCUGGAGACGGCGCCGGGGAGGCUGCCGCGAAGUAG